Arabidopsis thaliana (thale cress) is the source of this 1593-nucleotide messenger RNA. RefSeq names its product QWRF motif protein (DUF566) (gene QWRF6). The record is from RefSeq and is marked reviewed. Lineage: Eukaryota; Viridiplantae; Streptophyta; Magnoliopsida; Brassicales; Brassicaceae. Bases 116 to 1444 code for a protein of 442 amino acids. The transcript is spliced from 6 exons.
GUAACGUAUCUUCUUCUCCGAGUGUUGGCUUAAAUUCAAAAAUCCAAUUAUAAUCUCUUGAAGACCGUGACGAAUCCUCGUGGCCACUUGAAUCUCCGACUAUUUCGAAAAAGUUAUGGAGGCGAAAACCAGCGGACCUAAGCAAAUUCAGCCAUCAACACCGGCUCCUCCGCCUUCAACGCGGCGGCCAAGAGUUAGAGAAGUAAGUUCCAGAUUCAUGUCUCCGGUUACUUCAUCCUCUUCCUCCGCCGGAGAUCUCCACUCUUUGACUUGUAAUUCUCCAAAGCAGCACCACCUUCAACACCACCAGAUUCAACGCUCUGUUUCUGCUCAGAGACUUAGACGUCAGUUAAAAAUGGCAGACGGAGAUGAGAAUCGCUCAUCAGAGACGGCGGCGCGUAGCCUAGACUCGCCUUUUACACUCUCACAAAGCCGAAAAUCAUCGAAACCAAGUCACUUGAAGCCGCUCAACGAGAAUUCUCACCGGCUCGAAACUCCUACACCAAUGGUUCCUCCUCCACCGUCUAGAUCACGGCUAAGCCAACAAAGAUUACCAACUGCAACGAGACUUCUCCAACUAAGCGGCAUAUCAGCCUGUUAUGAGAAAGAAGGAAUCAUCAACAUUCAGGAGAAACCUAAAUCUAACGGCUCAGAUCAGUUUCCAACACUUUCUUGUAGAACUCAUCUUAAAGUUUUCAACAAUCCUGUACCUUCUUCUCUUAAUCGAUCUGUGAGUUCACCAUCUUCAAGCUGUAACGUUCGUGAGAGCAGUUCGUUUUCACGUUUAGGCUUGCCAUUGCCUCCAAUGGCACCCAAGGUUCCAGCGGAUACUAAAAAACAGAGGAAGGUUACAGAGCAAUUGGAAGAUGUGCAUUCUCUGAAACUGCUCCACAAUCGUUACCUCCAAUGGAGAUUUGCAAACGCCAAUGCACAAGUGAAGACUCAAACUCAUAAAACACAAACUGAGACCAUGAUCCAUUCCUUUGGUUCCAAGAUAUCAGAAUUACAUGAUUCUGUGCAAAGGAAACGCAUAGAGCUUCAACGUUUAUUGAAAACUAAAGCUCUUCUCGCGAUUACAGAAUCUCAAACUCCAUGUUUGGAGCAAUGGUCUGCUAUUGAAGAAGAGUAUUCGACUUCGGUGUCACAAACAAUCCAAGCUUUUUCCAAUGCUUCAUUACGGCUUCCACUCGAUGGGGAUAUCAUGGUUGAUUCUAAACAGUUAGGAGAUGGACUUGUGGCUGCUUCAAAGAUUGUUGACGGCAUUACACAAAAUGUUGGAAACUAUAUGCCAAAGGCAAAGGAGAUGGAGAGUUUGUUGUCAGAAUUAACAAGAGUGGCUAGAAGUGAAAGAUCAUUGACAGAAAAUUGCGUUGUGGCUCUUCUUAAAACGCAAGCUUCACAAGUACUCAACCUUUCUUUACAUAAAUUGAAGAAUGUUCUAUGAGAAGUCAACUUAUCCAGCAAACAACAAAAGAAGAGUCAUCUUCUAAAUGAGCACAACUCUUGUUCUACUGAAAGAGAUUUAUAUCGAAUGAGUGUAGCAUUAAAAUCGAUUAUAGAUUAUACAGAAAUAAAAUAAAAAGACUUUUUGAC